Molecule: messenger RNA, 1305 nt
Organism: Penicillium cinerascens
Lineage: Eukaryota; Fungi; Ascomycota; Eurotiomycetes; Eurotiales; Aspergillaceae
Product: prephenate dehydrogenase (NADP(+))
Exons: 7
Coding region: 1-1305 (434 amino acids)
Biological process (GO): L-tyrosine biosynthetic process
Molecular function (GO): prephenate dehydrogenase (NADP+) activity; NAD+ binding; prephenate dehydrogenase (NAD+) activity
Source: RefSeq, a predicted model, not a curated record
AUGGGACGCACCAAAGAAGAUGCCUCGAUUGGCAUCAUCGGUAUGGGUGACAUGGGCAAGAUGUAUGCUCAGCGCCUGAGUGACGCCGGAUGGAGAAUCAACGCGUGUGAUAGGCCUGAGAAUUAUGAAUCUCUACAACAAGAGUUCGCUUCUCAACAAGGAGUCACCAUAUUCCCGAAUGGCCAUCUCGUUUCCAGAAUUAGCGAUUUCAUUCUUUACAGUGUAGAGGCCGGCGUCAUCGACCGUGUCGUGGCACAGUACGGGCCCUCAACCAAGGUCGGCGCCGUCGUCGGCGGCCAAACCUCAUGCAAGGCCCCGGAACUUGCAGCAUUCGAAAAGCACCUCCCUCAGGAUGUAGAGAUCGUAUCAUGCCAUUCGCUGCACGGCCCCAAAGUUAACCCGAAAGGGCAGCCACUGGUCCUGAUCCAACAUCGUGCCUCGGACGAAAGCCUUCAAUUUGUCGAUCGGAUCCUCUCCUGUUUCGGUUCGAAGCAUGUCUAUCUCACCGGUGAGAUGCACGAUCGUAUCACCGCGGAUACCCAGGCCGUUACCCACGCUGCCUUCCUGAGUAUGGGAACCGCAUGGCAGGCAAACGAGCAGUUCCCAUGGGAGAUCUCACGGUGGGUUGGCGGCAUUGAAAAUGUCAAGAUCAACAUCACUUUGCGCAUUUACUCCAACAAGUGGCACGUCUAUGCGGGUCUCGCCAUUCUUAACCCCCCGGCCAAGCAGCAAAUUCGCCAGUAUGCCGAAUCCGUUACGGAACUUUACAAGCUCAUGAUCGGAGGACACCGGGAGGAGCUCAAGCGGAGAGUCAAGGCCGCCGGGGCUUCGGUUUUCAAGGAGGGCACAGCCGGUCAAGAUCUCUUGCUGAAGGAUGAGGUUCUCGAUAAGUUCUCUCUAUCCAAGAGGUCCCGCGAGAAAGCGCCUCCAAACAGCCAUCUGAGCCUGCUUGCCAUUGUCGACUGCUGGUCCAAGCUUGGUAUCGUUCCCUACGACCAUAUGAUCUGUUCGACUCCACUCUUCCGCCUGUGGCUGGGUGUGACUGAAUACUUGUUUCGCAACCCUGACCUCCUCGAUGAAGCGUUGGACACCGCGAUUGAUGACAAUAACUUCCGUUCCGAUGACCUGGAGUUUACCUUUGCUGCGCGGGCAUGGUCUGACUGUGUUUCAUUUGGUGACUUUGAGUCCUACCGUGAUCGCUUCGAGCGGAUUGCAUCAUACUUCGCUCCUCGCUUCGCCGAGGCCUCGACGCUUGGCAACGAAAUGAUGAAAACGAUCCUGGAGAAGACAAGCAACAAUCCUUAA